Molecule: messenger RNA, 543 nt
Organism: Blastocystis hominis
Lineage: Eukaryota; Bigyra; Opalinata; Blastocystidae
Exons: 4
Coding region: 1-543 (180 amino acids)
Biological process (GO): UDP-N-acetylglucosamine biosynthetic process
Molecular function (GO): UDP-N-acetylglucosamine diphosphorylase activity
Source: RefSeq, a predicted model, not a curated record
AUGAUCUCCGAAGAGUUGAGAGCCACACUGGCGAAGCAUGACCAACAGCACUUGCUGAAAUACUACGACGCAGGCUUGCUGACUGAAGAGCAGAAGGCAAGCUUGGAGUCCCAGUUGCAAAAAAUCGACUUUGACAGACUGAAGAAGAUCUAUGAUGUUUCUGUGGCCCAGACCACAGAGUCGAGCAGCGACAGCACUCUGGAGCCUAUGGACAGUAUUACGGACGUGGAGAAGCUGAGCGAGGAUGAGAAGGCUGCGUACCAAAGCGUUGCAUUGGAUGCAAUCAGCCGAGGCGAGAUUGGUCUGGUCCUGAUGGCUGGAGGCCAGGGAACCCGUCUGGGAUGCUCGUACCCGAAGGGCAUGUACGAUAUCAGUCUGCCCUCACACAAGUCUCUGUUCCAGUUGCAGGCUGAGCGAAUUCUUCGCGUUCAGGAAAUGGCUGCCGCCCGCUCUGGUAAAGCCUGCGUCGUUCCGUGGUACGUGAUGACCUCUCCGAUGACCCACGCGGAGACUCUUGCUUAUAUCCUACUGAGAUUUAUUUGA